Syngnathus typhle (broad-nosed pipefish) is the source of this 1200-nucleotide messenger RNA. It is a transcript of the gene syt15, whose product is annotated as synaptotagmin XV. Lineage: Eukaryota; Metazoa; Chordata; Actinopteri; Syngnathiformes; Syngnathidae. The transcript is spliced from 7 exons. Gene Ontology annotation, biological process: calcium-ion regulated exocytosis; cellular response to calcium ion; regulation of dopamine secretion. Gene Ontology annotation, molecular function: clathrin binding; phosphatidylserine binding; calcium ion binding. The record is from RefSeq and is a predicted model, not a curated record. Bases 1 to 1200 code for a protein of 399 amino acids.
AUGGUUCCCGUUGGCCUCAUUGCAGGACUUCUGCUUCUUUUCAUUCUUCUCCUUCUUGGUUUGGUGAUGUUCUGUCUGUGGAGGUGGAAGAGGAGGCGUGAUCGCAGACAAUACCUGGAGUUGGUCGCUGCCGUACCUCACGUCCCAUCAUGGACCCCUCUGGUCAUCCCCGUUUCGCAAGAUUCCUGUGCCAAGCCCGGCGACAUUCCGUUCAUGUUGCCUCCUCGCUUCCCAAUACCUCGGGAAAAAAGCGAGGAUAAGACGGAGGUGACUAAGAUGGACCUUCUGGCUCACCGGGGCUCUCUUUGUGUUCAAAGUUGGUACCCACUGGGGACUGUGCUGGCCGGUUUGUAUUCUGGGAAGGUGGAGGCGCCACCGCCCGGCAUGGCAACGCGUCUCUGCUUCUCAGUGGAGUACCGUUACGGCGGCGAGCAGCUAGCCGUCUCCUUGUUCCGCUUGGGCAACCUGCCGCCUCGUUUCCAUAGUAACGUCACCCUGGUGCAGCUCCGCCUCCUACCCGAUGACCGGCGUCCCCGCCAGGCCAAGUCCAGGGGCACCAGGCCUGACCCGGAGUUCAAUGACUACUUCCUGUUCCAGGUGACACCAGCCCGUGUGUCACGGAGCACGCUCAGUGUGUCCGUGCUGAGCGUGUCACAUGACGGCAAACGCCACGCAGUGGGCCAGGUGCUCUUUCCUUUGCAAGGAGAACUGGGACAGGCUGGUAGGGUACUCUGGAGAGACUUGGACACUGAAAACCACCAUCAUUGUUCAGAGCUCGGUGAGGUCUUGGUGUCCCUGAGCUACAACCCGACUCUACAGCGCCUAUCAGUGGAGGUUCCAAAAGCUCGAGGAAUGCAACCUCUGAUGGAUGCAGGUGUGUGCGUGCGUGCAAGCUUGCAAAUUCACACUCAGGUGGUGAAGAUCAAGAGCAGCGGCGCCGUGAAGGCCGACGGCGAACCGGAAUUCGAGCUCAGGACGAGUUUCAAACUACGGGCCGAACACGUGGACGAGGCCUGCCUCCGCUUGGAGGUGCGGCGGCAGACCGAUCACGUUCCCUCAGAACCUUCAGUUCCGCUGGGAGUUGUGGUGCUUGGUCCAUUUAUGUACGCCAGGGGUCCGCAGCUGCAACACUGGAUGGACAUGGUCAACACACCACUCAAGGCGGUCAAAGUGUGGCAUGGACUCUGCACAACCACUUAA